Molecule: messenger RNA, 4356 nt
Organism: Ectocarpus sp. CCAP 1310/34
Lineage: Eukaryota; Phaeophyceae; Ectocarpales; Ectocarpaceae
Source: the annotation of a GenBank genome assembly
UGUGUGCAACUUCACUGGGUACGGGCGUAGGCGCGUGACCGCAGUGUAUUGGCACACAUAUAGGUAAACUGUAGAGCAAGGCUUUCUCUGAGCUAUCCCUGCCAACCAUCCAACCAAUACCGCGGACACUUCUGCAAGCUGCGACUGGAAAGGGGGCAAUGAAGGCCGUGUUUGCGGGCAAAGCUCAACCAGGCGCGGUUGGAGCGGCGCGGCGCCUGCUGGCGAGCGGGCUCGCGAUCGUGACGGUCAACUCGCCAGGGACGCACCACGCCCUGAAGGAAGCCGGUAUUGCUCACCAAGAUGGGCUGCUUGCCGCCGGAGCCGACAGCACUGCCGGCGUGGCGGUAGUGGUGGGAGGGCUGGAAAGCACAGCGGAUGUCGCCGGGGGCGACCCGAGCACUCAUGCGCUCAUAAGGGCGGCAGCAGUCCAGCACGCGCGCAUCGCCGUCGUGGUCGACCCGGAGGACCUCUCCAAGGUCGCAGGUGAGUCCCCCAGCGCCACGGACGGCCUCAUGCUGUCCUCCCUCGGCCGCCGCUCUCUCGCCGCCAAGGCCCUGCGGGCCACGUCCGCGGCGGAUAGCCGCAUCGCUGAGUCGCUCCUGGCGGACGACACCGAAACGAUUCCAGGGAGCGGCGGCGGAAGCGGCGGCGCCGUCGUCCUCGUCCUCGGCUCCGGCGGCCGCGAGCACGCCAUCGCGCUCAAGCUGGCCGACUCCCCGCGGGUGUCGCACGUCUACGUGUCCCCCGGUAACGGGGGCACGGGAAGCGGCCGCCAUGCGGGCAUUUCCAACGCCGACAUCCCCUCCUCUUCAAAGAGCGGCGACGGGCCCCACGCCGCCGUCGUGGAGUUCGCAAAGUCUAAGGGCGUGUCUCUGGUCGCCGUGGGGCCGGAGGUUCCCCUGGUGGACGGCGUCGCGGACGCGCUGGAGGCGGCCGGGGUGCCGUGCUUCGGCCCCAGCACGGCGGCGGCCAGGCUGGAGGCCUCCAAGGCCUACUCGAAGGACUUCAUGGCGCGCAACGACCUGCGGACGGCGCGGUACGCGUGCUUCACCGACUUCGAGGCGGCUCGCAGCUACGUGAUGGAGGCCGGGCACAGGGUGGUGGUGAAGGCGUCGGGGCUGGCGGCCGGGAAGGGGGUGCUGAUGCCGGAGACGAAGGAGGAGGCCGUCGCGGCGCUGGAGGUGGUGAUGGUGAAGAAGGAGUUCGGGGAGUCCGGCGCGGAGGUCGUGGUGGAGGAGUUCCUGGAAGGGGAGGAGGUAUCCAUCCUGGCCUUCUGCGACGGGAAGACGGCGGUGUGCAUGCCGGGGGCGCAGGACCACAAGCGGGCCCUCGACGGCGACGGCGGCCUGAACACCGGGGGGAUGGGCGCCUACGCGCCCGCGCCCUGCCUCACCCCGCGCCUGGCGCGAGAGUGCGCGGACAUCUGCCAGUCGACAGUCACCGCGAUGGCGGCGGAAGGAAGCCCCUUCGUUGGGGUACUCUUCGCCGGCUUCAUGCUCACCAAGGAGGGGCCGGUGGUGCUGGAGUUCAACGUCCGGAUGGGCGACCCUGAGACGCAGGCGCUGCUCCCCCUGAUGGAGAGCGACCUGUACGAGGUGAUGCUGGUGUGCACGGAGGGCCGCCUGGCCGAGACGCCCGUCGCCUUCACUCCGGGGGCGGCGGCGGCUACCGUCGUCCUCGCCGCCGACGGCUACCCGGGCAAGUACCCCAAGGGCAUGCCCAUCUCGGGCCUCGAGGACGCCGCCGCGAUCCCGGGGGUCACCGUCUACCACGCCGGCACCAAGGCGGCGGCACCGGCACCGGCAACGGCGGCGGAGACGCAGCUGUCCGAGAGCGGUGGUGGCGGCGGCAGUGUCGUGUCUUCCGGCGGCCGGGUGCUCGCAGUUACCGGCACCGGCGCGAAUUUCGCGGAGGCACUGGACGCGGCGUACCGCGGGGUCGGGGUGGUGAAGUUCUCGCCCUGCCACUACCGGAAGGACAUCGGGCACCGCGCGAAGACGGCGCCGCUGAGGGUCGGGGUGCUGGCCUCGGGCAGGGGCACGGCGCUGCAAGCGGUGAUCGACUCGUGCGCCACGGCGGCGGAGGACGGCGGCGUGAACGCCGUGGUGGUGCUCGUGGUGACCAAUAAGAAGGAGGCCCCUGUGAGGGCCCGGGCGAAGAAGCACGGCAUCCCCGAGAUCUUCGUCGCCUCCAAGGGCCGAGAGCGCGCGGCAUUCGAUGAGGAGGUGACCAAGGCCCUCGAGGACGCAGGCGUGCAGCUGGUGCUCUGCGUCGGGUACAUGCGGAUCCUGUCGCCAGAGUUCUGCCGCCGGUGGGCCGGGCGGUGCCUGAACGUUCACCCUUCCCUCCUCCCGGACUUCGCCGGGGGCAUGGACUUGCAGGUCCACGAAGCGGUCAUCGCCGCGGGCAAGACUCGCUCCGGCUGCACGGUGCACCAGGUGACGGAGGAGGUAGACUCGGGUCCCAUCGUGGUGCAGGAGGAGGUGGAGGUGGUCGAGGGGGAAACGCCCGAGUCCCUCAAGGCUAAGGUGCAAGCCAAGGAGGGCCCGGCUUUCCUCAAGGCCAUGGGCUUGUUCAUGAAGGGGGGCGGCCGCGGAGGUACCCUUCCCCCUCCCCCCGGCGCCGCCGCCGCCCCGUCGAGCGGCAUGAGCUACAAGGACGCCGGGGUCGACAUCGACGCCGGCAACAGCCUGGUGGAGCGCAUCAAGCCGGCGUGCAAGUCCACGAGGCGACCGGGUUGCGACAGCGACCUCGGGGGGUUCGGCGGCCUGUUCGACCUCGCCGCCGCCGGGUACGAGGGGAAGGACACCAUCCUCGUCGGGGCGACCGAUGGGGUCGGCACCAAGCUCAAGGUCGCGCAGAUAGCGGGAGACCACAGCGGGGUGGGCAUCGACCUUGUGGCGAUGUGCGUGAACGACCUGAUCGUGGCGGGCGCGGAGCCGAUGUUCUUCUUGGACUACUACGCCACCGGCAAGCUUUCGGUCUCCGAGGCGGCCACGGUGAUCGAGGGCAUCGCCGAGGGCUGCCGCCAGGCCAACUGCGGCCUCAUCGGCGGCGAGACGGCCGAGAUGCCCUCCAUGUACCCCGCCGGAGAGUACGACCUUGCCGGCUUCAGCGUCGGCGCCGUCUCCCGCGGCAAGGUCCUCCCCCUCCAAGUCUCCCCCGGAGACGUGGUGCUCGGCCUGCCCUCCUCGGGCGUCCACAGCAACGGCUUCAGCCUGGUGCGCCGGAUCGUUGAGGUGAAGGGGCUGUCCUACGGGGACCCGGCGCCGUUCAACGCCGCCGGGGGGCGGGGGGCGGGGGGCAAGGGGAAGACGCUGGCGGAGGAGCUGCUGGUGCCCACGCGCAUCUACGUCCGGGCGCUGCUGCCGCUCCUGCGCGCGGGGCUGGCCAAGGCGCUCGCGCACAUCACCGGGGGAGGCUUGUCGGAGAAUAUCCCGAGGGUGCUGGGGGCCGACGUGGCCGUGAGGCUGCGGGCGGGAUCCACCGGCGGCGGCUGUUCCUCAGCAGCGUGGGACCUGCCGGAGAUUUUCCAGUGGCUGAGCGCCGCGGGCGGGCUGACGCAAGAGGAGCUGCUCCGCACGCUGAACUGCGGGGUGGGCAUGGUGGUGGUGGUGGCGCCGGAAGCGGCGGAGGAGGCGCGGCGCCUGCUGAGGGAGGCCGGCGAGGAGGUGGUGCUGGAGAUGGGCGUCGUGGAGGAGAGGGCCGGGCCCGACGCGCCCCAGGUUGUUUACGAAGGCCGCCUGAAAGGGUUUUGAUAUCUUAAGGGGGUGGGGUCGCAUCUAGCGCGGGGGUGACAAGAGAAGGUUGGCUGGGGGGGGGUAUGUUACUGAUGAUUUUCAUCAUUGCUCUUCGUCUAGGCGCGGCUGGGGAUAGGUAGAUAACGGGGUGCGUAUCAGUAUCCUCCUUCACUUCUCCCUUCUUUCUUGCAUGGCAGUUUGCGUCACAUAUUGAAUCCAGACGUGUGCAGAAGGCGUACCCGUCAACAGCGCUUCCUCAACCUGUUUGGAAAGUGGCGUUUGGUCGCUGCUGUGCGUCUUUGUUGCAUUUGAUUGUUUUUCUGGGGGGGGUGCUCCUUUGUUGAAGUUGGAGAGGACUACGAGGAGGAGGGGAGUGGUUAGGCCCGUCCGUGACUAGCCGUCGGAUACAGGCGGGGCGAAAUGUGACGAGGGACGACAAAGCCAACCUCACUACAUAGUGAUUCUAGGGGUUGAGGGAGCCACCCUCGACCGAGUCACAGUGUGCGAGGGAAUAUUUUCUUAAACCAGCGGCCGCGCGAACUACUUACUUGUUUUCCUCCAGCACGUGUGGCGUAUUCCACAUGACAAACAGGUGAAUUUCGCGGCGGCGGAAGCG